This is a messenger RNA of Scatophagus argus, 1875 nucleotides long. RefSeq names its product tetraspanin 14 (gene tspan14). The transcript is spliced from 9 exons. Gene Ontology annotation, biological process: regulation of vascular endothelial growth factor signaling pathway; protein maturation; protein localization to plasma membrane. The coding region runs from base 158 to 964 and encodes 268 amino acids. The record is from RefSeq and is a predicted model, not a curated record. NCBI's taxonomy places the organism in Eukaryota, Metazoa, Chordata, Actinopteri, Scatophagidae. Gene Ontology annotation, cellular component: membrane.
GUUUGUGUACCGUCACUGAAAACCAAGGAAGAAGAGGGCACUGUGUUUUGUUUGUGGCGGAAACCGCAGCAGAAGUCCGUUUUCAGAAGGGUGUGUUUGCGUUAAUCUGAUUAAAGUGUUGGAGAAAACUGAAUGUGUUUCUAAAGAGUGAUCUGAGAUGUACUACUAUCGAUAUGAGAGUGCUGAAGUCAGCUGUUGCUACAAAUACCUGAUGUUCAGUUACAACAUCAUCUUCUGGCUUGCUGGAGCUGCCUUCAUUGCAGUUGGUUUCUGGGCAUGGAGUGAAAAGGGAGUUCUAUUGGAUCUGACCCAAGUGACCCGGCUGCAUGGUUUUGACCCGGUCUGGUUGGUCCUGGCAGUGGGUGGAGUCACUUUCAUUCUGGGCUUUGCAGGUUGUGUGGGAGCGCUGAGAGAAAACAUCUGUCUGCUCAAGUUUUUUUCUGGUGUGAUCGGCUUCAUCUUCAUUCUGGAGUUGACUGCAGCGGUUCUGGCGGUGGUUUUUCAGAGUCAGGUCAGAGAGUGGAUUAAUAACUUCUUCCUGGCAAACAUCAAAGCAUACAGAGAUGACAUCGACCUGCAGAACCUCAUAGAUUCUCUGCAGAAGAUGAACAACUGCUGUGGAGCUCAGGAUCCGGAUGACUGGGAUCUAAACGUAUAUUUCAGCUGUAACGGGACUCAUCGCAGCAGAGAGAAGUGUGGAGUUCCUUUCUCCUGUUGCAUCACUGAUCCUGCUGACUCAGUGGUGAACACUCAGUGUGGCUACGACGUGAGAAACAAACCAAAGAGGGACUGGAGUGAUCAGAUCUAUGUUAAAGGUUGCAUCGCUGCGUUGGAAGACUGGUUACCAGGAAAUCUCUACACUGUGGCCAUCGUCUUCAUCGUCAUUUCUCUGCUGCAGAUGGUGGGAAUCUACCUGGCCAGGACUCUCAUCUCUGACAUCGACAAGGUCAAAUUCAGCUACUGAAGCUCCGCCUGCAGAGGGCGGAGCCUCCAGUCGGUAUUACUGGACCAAGUUUCUUCAGUCAGACGUGCCUUCUUCUUCUUCUUCUCCGUCUGUCUUCACAUCAUGUCAUCAGUUCUUGCUUUGAGCCUCAGAGGUCCUGACCAAGAGUCUAUCUGGACUUUGUGGCUCUGUGAAAAUGUGACAUUGUGCUGAUGUUUUGUUUGUAUUUUUUUUUGUUGAUGUUUUUUAUCGUCUAACAGACGAGCGCCUGCUCAGCACAAGACUGCCUUCACUUUUCCUGCAGUUUAAGAUGGAACACAAACUUUGAAUGCAGCUGUUUUGAUCUUCUCUGUGAAUGUGUAUCGAACCAAUGUGACCUUUGACCUGAUUGGCUGUUCACCGUUCAGUGCCUACUUCAUCUUCGUCAUUUUCAUGUUUAACUCAGGUCUUUUUUUUGUUUCUGUCUCUCUGUCAGUUUCUGAAUCUCUAACCCUAACCCUGACUUAUUAUUUUCUUGUUUAAUCAAUGGUCACCGUGUCUGUCAAACAUCUUUUGUAUCUAUGUACACACCUGCUGGUAUGUACAGUGCCCCCUCAUUGGAUAACUGAUAAAGGUUCAGCAGCAGCACAAAAACCACAGAAGAAUCAGGUUGUUCCUUUUAAAAUGUCUGAAGAAUAAGAGUUUUAUUGACACUGGAUUCACGUUAAAGUUUUGUUGUUGAAGAGUUUUUGUGUUAAUAACCAGAGAAAUCAAACCAGAGAGAAAUCUGAAUUAUCAUUUCAAUCUCCUGCUUUAGCUGAAGUUUUAUUGAUAAUUUAAUGAUUUAACUUCUGUUUUGAGUUUGUCAGCUUUUACUCUGAAGGUAUUCUGUUUUUUAUAAACGUGAAUUUUUGUCUUUUUAUAUUCAAUGCAAUUAAAACAGUUUGGCCUGA